AUUGCAUGCAUGCAUGUGGCGUGCAGGACAUACUGUUUAGCAGGGAACUCGGGGAACUAAUUAAAACAAAACAGACUGGAAUACAAACAUGGAAAUAGAGUUUAACACUUGUGUCACCUGGAAAGUCAAACCGAGUAAUGCACUGUUCUUUGAAUUUGUGAGCCCGCAAAUUCAAUAGUAUAGGCCCAAGGGGAGCUGAGAGCAGGCAAAUUCAAAAAUAUAGUAUUGUGAGCUUGGUACUGGUGGGAUGGCAAAUGUGGUAUAUAAGUUAAAUAUUUAUACUGCAGAUCGGAUGAGUGCAAAUUGAAUUACACAGUGUUUGGUUUUUGAGAGGUAGAAAUAUCAAGUGCUAUUCUGUCUCUGAUGAAGUGAUGCAUAGGGUAUCCUGCCCCAUUAAAUGCUGCUAAACUGCCCCGCUCCUCCCCUUUCUCGGUAGAUGGGGGUGACAUUGUGGAAUGGCUUCCCCGAGGUUCCAGUCGUUUUGCUGUUUCCAAGACGCCGCCUCUGCCGGACUCGUGAGCUUGAACACGGCUGCCUAUCAUCGGCUCAGCGUGGCCUGCGCGUUCCUGUCGCUGAUCGGGGUGGGGGUUCACAACCUGCCCAGACUGUGGAGCGAGUACCGGCGACGGCGGCUGAAGCGAGCCGACCCCCCGCGCCCCGGGAGUCAGGACCGGGUAGCCUUCAUCAUCACAGCCUGUAACUUUGUCGGCUGCGCCGGAAUCCUGGUGCGGUCCGCCGUGUGGCUCUCCUUUAUCCAGCAGGCACUGCCCAGGGAGCAGACCGUGUGGCUCGGGAGUUUCUGCGUCCUCAGCUCGCUGUGGAUCCAGUUCUUCCUGCAGGGCGCUCAGGUCUGGUGGACGCUGUUUUAUGCCAUCGAGGUGUAUCGGCAGGUACAGGAACCCACGACGCCGCGUUCGAUGAUUCUUUAUCACGUGCUGUCCUGGGGACUGUCCGCCAUCAUCUGUGUUCCUGGGUUGUCUCUCCUGUUCCAGACUCCAGUCUCCAGCUGCGAGAGGAAUCUGAAGUAUGCAAUCCCUCACUACCUGGCCACAUACCUGCCUCUCCUCCUCGUGCUGCUGGCCAACCCACCCCUUCUGUCCAGGACCCUGGCUUCAGUGUCGACUCUCCUGAAGCAGCAGAGCGGCUCCUACACUGCCAGCGAGAGGCUCCAGAUGAAAAACAUCAGGCAACGCUUCCUGAAGAUCAUGGUCGCCUUUACUGUGUGCUGGCUGCCUAACGUCCUCAGCGAGGCACUGCUGCUCCUAAUUGACACGGACCUUGCCUGGAGCUCCGCCCCCUCACAGGCCCUGCGAUCAGCAGCCCUCACCACCUGGGUGCUCACGGCUGUUCUGAACCCCAUGUACGCCUUCCUCCAGUCCCUUGCUUUCCACAAGUGGACAGGCUGCGGUCUCGAUGUUUGCACGUGGGGGCUCUAUUGCAAGGUGGAGCAGUGCUGCUGCAGGGGAAAGGGGGAGGAGGAAGAGGGCGAGACAGAGAGCGAGUCUGAGGUUCCCAUGGAAAACAUCCUCAAACCCCAGAGCAUGGUCGGACACUGGGAUUCUCUCAAUCGACAGGUCCAGCAGCCUGCCUCUCAGUCAGGCUGCAGCAGCUCAGACGUGGAGGGCAAGGCGCUCUGGCUGGUCACGGCUUGCUGCUCCAAGAGCGCCCUGCUGGCAGCCGAACUGCAGCUGAGUGCACAGAGGACCCGAGCCUUGACUGGACUAAAGGCUUAGACAUGCUGGACAGGAAUAUAUAUCCUCAUAAAACUUCAUUUAUUAUGUACUGUAAUCCAUAUUGUUUCUCCUACUUGAAGAGUGAUAUGAAAUCUGCACUACUUUUGUCCCAGCAGCAAGGAAAAUGCAAGAUCUUAAUUGGGAGCUGCUUCUUUGUAGUGCUGGAUCGCUAACACCACAAAUUCUUGAGAUAAUGUUUAGGAAACCUUAAAAACCGAAUCUUUAUCUUGUAAAUGUUUUCUGUAUUUCAAUGAAUGAAUUGUUAGUCCUAACAGAAUAAAUACAAAAGCAUUCUUCAGUGCCCUCUGCUGGAGUUAAACCCUAA
Messenger RNA from Acipenser ruthenus (sterlet), 2058 nucleotides. RefSeq names its product G-protein coupled receptor 143-like. Gene Ontology annotation, cellular component: plasma membrane; melanosome membrane. The transcript is spliced from 9 exons. Bases 456 to 1733 code for a protein of 425 amino acids. NCBI's taxonomy places the organism in Eukaryota, Metazoa, Chordata, Actinopteri, Acipenseriformes, Acipenseridae. Gene Ontology annotation, biological process: melanosome organization; G protein-coupled receptor signaling pathway; regulation of calcium-mediated signaling. The record is from RefSeq and is a predicted model, not a curated record. Gene Ontology annotation, molecular function: dopamine binding; L-DOPA receptor activity; L-DOPA binding.